AACGGAGCUAAUCUGUCAACGACACGAACGACUCCAUCGUUACCAUUGUAUAUUCGAGUUAUUCUGCCUACUGGCCACUGCAUUACAGGCAUGUUACCUUCAUUGAGGAUGACCAAAUUACCAGGCUCAACGUUUGCUGAUGGUGUGCUCCAUUUCCUUCUUUAUUGAAGAGUACUUUGGUAUUCCGUAGACCCACGUCUCCAGAACUCAUGCCUAAUCUGCGAUACUACUUUCCAUCCGCUUGUCAAUGAUGUUGACGAUUAGUUCGCUGAUAGAUCAACCUGUACCGUUAAAGGCUCUCCCGCAAGAAAAUGACCAGGUGUUAAUGCUGCUAGAUCAUUUGGAUCGUAGAAAUAGGUGUCAGCGGUCUGGAAUGUAGAAUUACCUCUAUUUCGAUAACAAUUGUUUAGGUUAAGUACGCACUACUUGUAGUACGAAGCAAUAGUUGCUUUGCUAAGCCACCAAAAUGUAGAGCUCUUGAGGGAAAUCUAGAAAUCAAUACCUUCUCUUGAGCAUGUCUCGGCUAUUUCCUUUCUGCUAUUCAAUUCAAAUACUGUUUGAUUCAAUUCAUCGAGCUAAUUUUUGGCUCCUACAAAGUUUUCGCGUUGUCUGAAUACAAGUUUCGACAUUUCCUCCUUCGACGAACGAUAAAUCUCUUCAACGCUCCAAUGAAUGCGUCCGUUGUCAGGUCUGUAGCUAUUUCCAAAUGCACAGCCUUUGUUGCGAAGAAGACACACACCUCCUCGUAUUUUGUAGUGGACCCAUACACUGUUAGGUGGGAGAUUUCUCGGGGGCACCUUACGCAAUUUUGCACAAUGUUGCGUGCCAUAGCCUCCCCCUUGAUGAUCCAUUAUUUCAGUCCUGAGGUUGCGAGUAGCAAAUCUGACCCACAGUGCUUAUUUUCCAAAUGAAUCAUGUCCAGGUUGAGUUAUACACUUGGGUCGUUGUAUGGUAACAACAUCGGGUGUUUUGUGUCGUAUACUAAGCUUGCCUCGUUCAACCUGCCUCUGUCAUUAAGAAACGGAGUUAAACUGUAUAUGGAACUUAAUUUGUCUAAUGCUCCAUAUUUCCUCAACUGCUGUAUUUCUUUCGCGAAAUCCGAUACCUGGAUACAGCUCCAUGUGGGUCAAUACUUCUGUCGAGUUUCCAUGCUUGCAUUCCAUAGAUGAUAUCCCGUAAGCUACUCUUUGACGCAAUUGCUGACAUGUAGAUUUUGUCUUAAAUUCAAGAUCAGUCCGAUUUUCUCCAUACUUUGAGAAUGAUUCCUGCCAGAGGGAUUCAUUUCCGUAUAGAAAUGUGCGUCCAUAAAACCACAUAAUACAUCCUGACAGCCGAUCCGGUUUCACAUCUCUGGAUAAGAAAUCUGCUGGAUAAACCUAUGUCCCUACAUGUCGCCAAUUAUUGCUUAACGAUCUGCCUUGUAUAUUUUUAAUCUUCUUGGCAACGAACAUCUUCAGUGUUGGAAUUGAUACAAUACAAUGUAAUUUCUGAAUCUGACCAAUAAAUAGUCCUUCGAUUUUCGUAACCCAAUUCGGCCUUGACUUUAGCAGUAAGUUUUGCUUCCAAUUCAGCGGCACAAAGCUCUAACCGUGGCAUAGUGAUUACCUUUAUUGGUUCUAUUUUUGUUUCGAAAAAGGAGUUUGACGAUAUGCCUUCCAUCUGGUAGUAUAGCCCGAAGAUACAUCACAACUCCGUAUGUCUUUUCUGGAGCGACCACAAAAAUAUCAGUCUCAAUUUUUGUGUCUGGGCAAUUUGAAAUCAUUUAAUAUUUUCAGGCUUUCUCGGAACGAUAACCAAUAUGCUGCUGUUUCUGCUGGCAGUUCCUCGUCCCAGCCAAGUGUAUUCUUUCGCGGCUGCUGAAUACAGCUUUUCGCUGCUGACACCACAGGACUUACACUUUCUAAUGGGUCAAAAAAUCUUGCCAAAUCAGAUGUUAUCUUCCGCUUGGUGACGGUGGUACAUUCAUUCACAUUACUCUUCAAAAAAAAAAAAAUUGGUCUGCUUGGGGAAUUCAUGUUAUUCCCAAAACCUUGGUUGAUGACUUCUCAAAAUUGAGAUCUACUUCUCUAUCUUUUGUAGGAACUCCAAGCAGCAGGUUCACGUUUUCGUAGUCUAGAUCCUGCUUCCAGUAGUAAUGUAUUAAGCUGUUUCUGCAUCUCAAUUGCCGUUAUUAAACUGUCAGACCCGCACAUGCAUUCGUCAACAUAAAAAUUCUUUAGAAGAACUAAACCCCCAAUGGAUAUUUUUGUAUGUUCAUAUCUGCUAGCCUUUUCAGACAUCUUGUAGCAAGAUUGGGGCGCACGUCGUACCAUUCGCUAACGUAUUCAACAUAUAAUGUUGGAGUUCCUUGCCUGGCGUGUUCCUCCAUACGAUUAGCCGAUAUUUGCGUCGACUAGUACUUGUCUAUACAUCUUCUCACAAAUGAACACAAAUCUCGGUAGUCUGAAGCGCAACACGUGAAUAGUCUUGUCCAUCCUCUUUGUUAGGAAGAAUGGAUCCCAUUCUUUCGGCUUUACUCCCAGACAAUCCAGUGUCAAUAACGAUUCUUGAAUACUGCCAUGAAAGUUCUUUAUUGAUCUGCUAUUGCCAGACAUGUUUGGCAGGUUUAAUAUCCUCUCAAGUAUAGUUGACACUUGAGUUCUCCUGUUGUUUUAUCUGUCUUGGAGUGUUCUCUAUGCAAUGUUGCCACCAAGGAAACUGCAUAUUACCCACGGAGGGUUAAAAUAUUACACAUUUGGGGAAAAAAUACACCUGUAUCAAAAUUUUUUUUUGAUAAAAGUUACUUUUUCAACACAAAUUACUAUAUAGCUCAAAAAUAGGCGUAAAUUCAUUUUAUAUUUUCCAAUUUUUCCUGCUCAUGUCAUUUUCCAAUUUUUCCCGCUCAGAUAGUUUCUUUUUUUUGCAUUAAAUCCAAUAAAAUGGAAGAAAAUGAACCGAAAAUAAAUAAAAAUACUGCAACCGGUGAGCUGCAAGGUCAAGGAUCAUCCCAAGCGGCGAUUACACAACCAACUGACAGCGGUACAUCAGACAUGGUGCCGAGAACCCAACUAUUGGAACUGCAGGAGGAGAAUCGCAAGAUGUUAAAUAAUUUCAAUGCCCAACGGGCCAAACUGAAGGAGUUGUUUGUGCAAAAGGAACAAGAGCUGAAUGCACUGAAAUCGAAGUUGACGGUGAUGGAAAUUAAGGCCCAAGAGGAGAUAUCUUCUCUGCAACAAUUGGUGCAAGAAACCGUCGAGGAAUCUGCCAUCUGCAAAUCAGAAUUGGAACUUCUGAAACAGGAGAAUCAACAUAUUCUACAGGAAAAUCGACAAUUACAAGAAAGUUUGCAUUCAGCCUCAACGUCAACGUCUCAGGAACUUAGUAGCUUGGCACCCCAAGUCCUGCACCAAGUGAAAAAGACCAUAGCACGGAUAGGUAAAAGUGGUGACCCUCACAAUCCUUCGGCUGGUGACACGGCAACAGAUGAGGCGCCUCGGCGAAGAACGGGAAAAAGUCAAUAAACAUUUGGAAUUGUUACAGGCCGAUAAUGAUUUCCUCUCUGGCCGUUAUUUAGCCACGGCCGAGGAGAUUGAAAGUCAAUACAUUAAUUUACCAAACAACGUUGAAGAGUUACUGGAAAUAAAUCUAAGACAGCAACAAGAUUUG
This is a messenger RNA of Musca domestica (house fly), 3645 nucleotides long. RefSeq lists its product as uncharacterized. The transcript has a single exon. Lineage: Eukaryota; Metazoa; Arthropoda; Insecta; Diptera; Muscidae. The coding region runs from base 2919 to 3500 and encodes 193 amino acids. The record is from RefSeq and is a predicted model, not a curated record.